GAAAUUGAAGGGGGAAAUUGCGGGGAGGAUCAAGCGAGCCGAGGUUCUCUCUCUCUCUCUCUUUCUCUGAGUUAAUAUAUCAAUAAAUAUAUAUAUGUAUAUAUAUUUACAUAUAUAUAACUAUGGCUUUCUAUGGAUUUUACUCAAAAUCCUAACUCAUGUCGUUCGAUCAGGUACAGUGACUCCUUUCGUGACUCUUCCAACCCCUCCUCCACCACGACAAUUCAGCACUCCUGCCAUCGACGAACUAUCCUAUCAUAAAACUAACAAAGCUCGAAUCAUAGGAAGAGAAAUCGAACCCUAGUUACGGGGGCGACGAGGAGAACUUCAUCGAUUGGCCAUUUCCACAGCAAUCACGUGUCAUCUCCGAUGCUCUUCGACCCGCAAUUUUUUUCUCUCGU
Molecule: messenger RNA, 401 nt
Organism: Aspergillus ochraceoroseus IBT 24754
Lineage: Eukaryota; Fungi; Ascomycota; Eurotiomycetes; Eurotiales; Aspergillaceae
Exons: 1
Coding region: 95-304 (69 amino acids)
Source: RefSeq, a predicted model, not a curated record